AUGACGGCAAAAGAGAAAUGGUGGCAAGCGAUUGGCUUCGCGAUGGACACAGAACAGGACGUCCUUGCGACUGACAUGCUGAAGGGGUUCAACCUGAUGUACGGAGAAGAACAUACGGGAGAGGAGAGAAGACCCCUGCCGAAGAGAGCACGUUCUCCGAUGAAAAGAAGGGAGGAAAGACCAAGGACGGAAUCUCUGAUAAUAGGAGAUGACGACGAAGGAGAAGGAGCCGAGGAACAUAGAGACAGAGAAGGUUCUGUAGAAGUAGAAAGAGGCAGGUCGACGGGAAGGACAGUGCGAGAGCAGGAGAGGGUUGUCAGACAGAAGAGAGGAGAGAAAGAGGUCGAGGAAGAAGAGCAGGAGGUAGACGGAGAAGAGCGAGAAGACGGUGCUGGACGCGGUAGAGGGAGAGGACAACCGAGGGGAAGCAUCCGAGGAGGCAGAGGAAACCAAGUGAGAGGGGGUGGUUGGUUCCAGGGAAGAGGUGCUGGAUGGUGGGCGAAGCAAAGGGGACAGAGCAACGGGGGAAGCGCAGGAACGGGAGAAGUAGUAGCUAAAGAGUGA
Melampsora larici-populina 98AG31 is the source of this 564-nucleotide messenger RNA. RefSeq lists its product as uncharacterized. The transcript has 2 exons. The record is from RefSeq and is a predicted model, not a curated record. NCBI's taxonomy places the organism in Eukaryota, Fungi, Basidiomycota, Pucciniomycetes, Pucciniales, Melampsoraceae. Bases 1 to 564 code for a protein of 187 amino acids.